Messenger RNA from Eubalaena glacialis (North Atlantic right whale), 2336 nucleotides. RefSeq names its product ceramide synthase 6 (gene CERS6). Gene Ontology annotation, cellular component: membrane. Lineage: Eukaryota; Metazoa; Chordata; Mammalia; Artiodactyla; Balaenidae. Gene Ontology annotation, molecular function: DNA binding; sphingosine N-acyltransferase activity. The record is from RefSeq and is a predicted model, not a curated record. The transcript has 7 exons. The coding region runs from base 341 to 1279 and encodes 312 amino acids. Gene Ontology annotation, biological process: ceramide biosynthetic process.
UCCCCAGAGCGCUGCCCUGGCGCCCUGAGCGCAGCGGCUGCGCCCUGCCCUCCGGGCGUGGGCUAGCCGGCCGCGUGUGCCUGGCUGCUUGACGCGAGGACGAGCCAAUCAGGGCCAGCGGCCCUGGCUGCCAUGUGACGGGCGAGGCGGCUCCUUUCCCCAACGCGGCCAGAGGGAGGAGAGAACCGGGGCUCGCCGCGAGCCUUCGAGAGCAGCGGCCGCGGAGGAGGCGGCGGCGGCGGCACAGGCUCGAGCCAGCCGCGCGCGCAUCCCCGGGCGCCCUGCGCGGCGGAGAUCUCGGCGGGCUGCGGGAGCCCAGGACGGGAUUGGACAAAGCAAGAUGGCAGGAAUCUUAGCCUGGUUCUGGAACGAGAGGUUUUGGCUCCCUCACAAUGUCACCUGGGCGGACCUGAAGAACACGGAGGAAGCCACCUUCCCGCAGGCUGAGGACCUCUAUCUCGCCUUCCCCUUGGCCUUCUGCAUGUUAAUGGUACGGCUCAUCUUCGAGAGAUUUGUAGCCAAACCAUGUGCCAUAGCCCUCAACAUUCAGGCCAAUGGACCACAAAUUGCUCAGCCAAAUGCCAUUCUGGAAAAGGUUUUUACUGCAAUUACAAAGCAUCCUGAUGAAAAGAGAUUGGAGGGCCUCUCCAAGCAGCUGGACUGGGACGUUCGCAGCAUUCAACGCUGGUUCCGACAAAGACGCAACCAGGAGAAGCCAAGCACACUGAAGAGGUUCUGUGAGAGCAUGUGGAAAUUUUCAUUUGGCCUUUAUAUAUUUACCUAUGGAGUCCGGUUCCUGAAAAAGGACUUUGGCGUUAUGUUCCUGCAUCACCUUGUAUCUAUUUUUUUGAUUACCUUUUCAUAUGUCAACAACAUGGCCCGAGUAGGAACCCUAGUCCUCUGUCUCCAUGAUUCAGCCGACGCUUUUCUAGAGGCUGCCAAAAUGGCAAAUUACGCCAAGUUUCAGAAAAUUUGUGAUCUCCUGUUUGUUAUGUUUGCCAUGGUUUUUAUCACCACACGACUGGGUAUAUUUCCUCUCUGGUGUCCAAGGAUGAUCGAAGUGAUAUUGAGUCUAGCUCAGAUGAGGAGGACUCGGAACCUCCAGGGAGUAACCCUCAUGCUGCGACCGCCACCAAUGGGACCAGUGGUACCAACGGGUAUCUCCUCACUGGCCCUUGCUCCAUGGAUGAUUAAUUACUCAAAACUACAAGUCCCAAAUAAAGUGAACUGUUUGUUCCUGGAAGUAUUUAAUAAGUUGCAAAUGCAGUUCCUUUCAUAAUCUCUCAGCACCAGAAACAAAAAUUAGGAUUAUCAAAGCAUUUUGAAUAGUGCACUGCCAUAUGUCCUGUCUGUGAAUGAGAAAGAAUUACCAUUCUGUAUAUGUAGGCAUGCUUUAUGUAAUUGGCACAAGGGAACAGUAUUUGCAUUUGUACUGUCUUAGAAUAUUAUUUAUUUUUUUGUAUUUGUUUGUGAAUCUGUGGACAAAAGAGGGUUUCCUCACUCCUUUUACUCUCUGGGUUCAUGACAGUGAGGGAGACGCUUGAUCUGCUUCUACCCCUUUCUAUUCCCCUAAGCCAGUCCGCUAGGAGCAUUAGCUUAAUUGGUCACUUAGAGCAAGCAAAUCCCAGUGCAGGAUUCUCGUACAGCUCCAAAUAGGUUUGCUUUCUUUGUGUUACAGUGCCUGUUUCGAAAUGGCCUGUACAGUCUCAGUGAGCUUUCUCCCAGUGUAAAGUUGAAACAGGGUGAGCUCAGUUUUGUAAUUGUCACUCUUCGUGGUCAAUUAGCUGUUCCAAUUAAAGACUGUGGUUAUUGGAGGACUUAAAAAAUUUGUUGUGUAUUAAAUUGCUUUGGAUUAGAUGUCAUUUCUUAUUCACACAGCCAAGAUUUCUUCAGUGAGAAUGGCAGCUAGCUGGGGAUUAACUUUGGAGGUUACAGAGAUUUUUUAAUUCUCUAUUACGGGGUCAGUGCUCUGGCUCUGAAGGAAGACUUAAGGUCAUGGUUACAAACAAAGAAGUCACUCUUCCUACUGGGAAUUUGUCCCAUGAUCUGAGAAUAAUACAAAGAGAGCAGCAGAUUUCAACCAGGUUUUACCACUACCCCUGUAAUUAGCGCCAUCUUUUGCCAUGUCAUGAAAAAAAGAAGCUAAGUAUAUUUUGGGACAGAAAAAGGAGACUUCCAAGAGUUGGCAAAAGUCACCUCUAAUGCAAAGCACUUUACUGCAACCAGCUUUCAAGAAAGUGCCCUAUCUAGUAUUUGAUCUUGAUGUUUUUAUUUUUCUGAGCAAAAUAAAGCCAAUGGGAGAAAGACCAUUUUACCCUUUGUCUUUUCUCCUUAAA